ACUAAUUAGGCACUAAUAGGCAGUGGAUACACUCUCUGAUAUGUCAGGGAAGCAGUAGAGCAUUAUGUCAUCAAGCAAUUCUUCAAGAGCCUACUAUUUUUUAUUCUGGCAGGGCAUUUGUAUGUGCAGUGUUUCUGUUACAGAUAUGAGCCAAAGUGCUGAGCUGCAGAGACUGUGUGAAAAGCUCCAACAUGCCUGCUACAAAAGGUGAGAUCAUUAUGCACAGCUUUAUUACAAAGUAGCAUCAAUACAGUAGAUUGGGCAGAACUAUCAAAAAGGUAUACCACACGAAACUUUUACUAUUAAAUGGCUCAGUUUAUAGUUCAGAUCAAAGAAUGACUCAAAACAAUUUAUUCUGUGUUUUCCUGGUAUAAUGCUCAUAAAUAACAUUUUCCAUUGAGUUUGUAAACAGUUCCAGGAAUUUAAUUCAUCAUGGACUUAUAAUUUAUGACUGAUAGACUUCACCAUAAAACCUGGCUCAUUCAUCAUUUUAAUACGGUUGGGGUUAGAUUUUUUGAGCUCAUUUUGAACAACUGAGUUUUAACAAGCCAUCAUGUCUGGUUGGGAGCAUGGAAUAUGUGGUUGCUUUGAUGACUGCACAAUAUGCUUGCUGUCAUUUCUUUGUCCUUGCAUUCAAGUUUAUCGCAAUGCUAAUGCAAUCCCAAAUGGAGAGCAUGGCUGCUGUUUUCUCUGCGGAAUGUGCACAUUUCUUAGCCUUUGCUAUGAUCGUGCUGCACUGCGUGGCGAUAUUCGUGAUCAUAAGGGAAUUGAUGGAACUCAUUGUGAAGACUGGCUUUAUUCAUACUGCUGUUUUUGUCUUAGUUUAGCUCAAGAGUCUCAAGAAAUGAAGAGUGAGUAUAUGCUCCGUGAAUAGACUCUACUGUAAAAUAAUCAUGGACUUUUUCUCUAAAAUAAUAUAAAAUCAUUAUCUUGUGAUACAGCUUUUGGUUUAUUUAAAAAAAAUUUUUGUACCUUAUACAAA
Messenger RNA from Amphimedon queenslandica, 982 nucleotides. Its product is annotated as protein PLANT CADMIUM RESISTANCE 3-like. The transcript has 3 exons. The record is from RefSeq and is a predicted model, not a curated record. The coding region runs from base 554 to 874 and encodes 106 amino acids. NCBI's taxonomy places the organism in Eukaryota, Metazoa, Porifera, Demospongiae, Haplosclerida, Niphatidae.